AUGCAUCCCAACAGUGCUACUAGGGAUGAUCCGCCGGCAAUCAGCAUCCAAAGGCAAAACCUUCUCGCAAGGGGACCUUCAACUGGCGAGGAUGCUGGACAGGAGGCAGGAACGCUUGAGGGCCGCGCAAGGAGCCACGGCUCGCGCAUCGCCACAGGGUUUCGUAAAACGGCACAGUGUCUGCGCCGUGCGGCGCGGUGCGUGUGCCAAAACAUUCCCACGCUCUACCGUGUCUAUGGUGCCGCGCAGCACGGCGGUCUCGCCACGUUCUUCACCUUCAUUUGCCUCUUCGUGAUCAAUGACGUGACCUUUUCCGAAGUGUUUGCCGUAUAUUACGCGAUGGCGUUCUUUUUCCUUGGCCUCGGAUGCUGCGCCGCGGACAUGCGCGGCCUCUUGGGCUGGCGUGGACAGCUGUUGAAAGCCCCUGUCUUGCAGCAACUCUGCAUCUUCCUCCUCCUCGGGUGCGGCGCCAUUUGUCUGGGAAUCCAACAAGCCGCGGACUCCGCGUUUACCCUAGCCGAGAAGGAUGAGAAGCAGUACACUUUUCUGUUUUUCCCGGUCCUGUUACUCCUCUACGCACUGCUCGGGAGUGGCUUGUCGCUGGUGCUAGUGCUCACUUUCUUCCUCGUCUCUCGCGUCACCUGCUACGUUGUCAUGCGUUUCUGCACUCGCGGACGUGACCGUGAUUGGCUACGGGGGAGAUCGCGGCUAAAACGGGUUUUGGGACUCUGUUUUACCCCCUUGACGAAACGACAGUUGGAAUUUGUGCUCUGCGGGUACCAAGUUCUCGGGGUCCUCAUCGGAGCUUGGAUCGCCUGGAAUCUCACUAGUGACCGUUUCUUCCGAGCUUUGCGGCAUCCGCUGGCGGAGCCACUGCCGGAGGGGCAACCGCUUGCGUAUCUGCUGCCGUUCAACGUCAUUUUCGGCCAGUUUCUAGGCUUUCACUUGGAGGACAUGCGGAAAUCCAUCCGCGGACGAGUGUCGUUUUACCCGAGUCGCCUCUACCUGUUUCGUGAUGGGGCAAACCAGAUAGGCUCAGAUUCAGAGGACUAUGCGGCUGUCGAAUGA
Molecule: messenger RNA, 1068 nt
Organism: Amoebophrya sp. A120
Lineage: Eukaryota; Dinophyceae; Syndiniales; Amoebophryaceae
Source: the annotation of a GenBank genome assembly